AUGUCAUCUUCUAGAUUGAAUAUUUUGACGGGGCUCUCCGGUUUCAAGAAAGGCUCUUCCCUGUUUUUGUAUCUUGGAGUCCCUAUCUUUAAGGGAAAAUUAAAGGCGGUUCAUUUGUGUUCUAUUGUGGAUAAGGUCAUUAACAAGCUUGCCUCUUGGAAAGGCUCAUUACUUUCUUUUGCCGGUAGAUUGGAACUUGUGAAGUCCGUCAUUCAAAAUGAGGGCAGACUUGGUAUUCGAUCGCUCACCAAGUUGAAUGAAGCUUAUAAUCUUAAGCUUGCUUGGGAGUUGCAUAACUCUUCUGAGCCUUAA
Lathyrus sativus (Indian pea) is the source of this 312-nucleotide messenger RNA. NCBI's taxonomy places the organism in Eukaryota, Viridiplantae, Streptophyta, Magnoliopsida, Fabales, Fabaceae. The record is from the annotation of a GenBank genome assembly.